Molecule: messenger RNA, 1670 nt
Organism: Elaeis guineensis (African oil palm)
Lineage: Eukaryota; Viridiplantae; Streptophyta; Magnoliopsida; Arecales; Arecaceae
Cellular component (GO): membrane
Source: RefSeq, a predicted model, not a curated record
AGGCGAGGGGAGCCCAGUCUUAGUUUUAACUUCCACGAUAGGUUCCCACCGGCAGCAGAAAAGCAGGCGGCGGGAAAAAGAAGGGAAACCCCCCACCACCACCUCCUCUUCUGAAAAAAUGAAGUCAUCGCUCGCCUCUUCUCUCUUUCUCUGAAGACGAAGUGCCGGUGGGGAACAGAGCGGAGCUUCUUGAAUAAGAGUCGCUGGGGCGGACGAAUCGGGAACCAUUAGAGGUUACUUGCGUCGCACCUCCGAGGAUACGUAAAUAUAUAUCAUGACGAACGAGGCGAUGGAGGACCCCGGCAUCAGCAGCAGGGAGAGGUACACAUGCUGCACCCACUUCUGCAACGGGCCCAACCCCUUCAUCGCUCGGUACGUCUACUCCCUCCUCUUCCUCCUAGCCAGCCUCCUGGCCUGGGCCAUUCGAGACUACGGCCGCUCUGCCAUCUCCGAGUUCCAGCGAUUAAAAGGCUGCCAUGGUGCUCGUUACUGCUUGGGAGCAGAAGGUGUGCUCCGCAUUAGUCUUGGCUGCUCCUUAUUCUUCUUUGUCAUGUUUCUCUCGACGGCUGGCACGAAGAAGUUGGACGAUCCCCGGAAUUCAUGGCACUCCGAGUGGUGGCCUGCCAAGAUCAUCAUGUGGAUGGUUUUCAUGGCAGUGCCAUUCUUCAUACCUUCUGCAUUUAUCCAGCUCUACGGGAAGGUUGCACACUUUGGUGCCGGGGUAUUUCUCCUGAUUCAACUUGUCAGUGUGAUCAGUUUCAUUACGUGGUUGAAUGACUGUUGCCGGUCUGAGAUAAAUGCACAAAGAUGCCCCCUUCAAGUGCUGAUACUCUCCAUUGCUGCGUAUGUUGCUUCCAUUUUGGGGAUUGUCUUAAUGUAUGUGUGGUACGCACCAAAGCCAACUUGUAGGCUUAACAUCCUCUUUAUCACUUUGACCCUCGUGCUUCUACAAUUCAUGACCUUUGUCUCAGUGCACUUGAAGGUGAAAGGAUUCCUGUCACCUGGGCUGAUGGGAAUGUAUAUUGUGUUUCUUUGCUGGAGUGCAAUCAGGAGCGAGCCACAGACCGAGGUUUGCAACCAACAAGCACAAGCUGCAACAAGUGCAGACUGGCUCACAAUCACGAGCUUUGUUAUUGCUGUACUUGUCAUAGUCAUGGCAACAUUUUCAACCGGAAUAAAUUCGAAAUGCUUUCAGUUCAAGAGGACUCGAGCAGAAACAGAAGAUGAUGUUCCAUACGGGUAUGGAUUUUUCCAUUUUGUUUUUGCUAUGGGGGGAAUGUACUUUGCAAUGUUGUUCAUUGGCUGGAAUGCACAUCAAACCAUGCAAAAAUGGACAAUAGAUGUUGGAUGGGCCAGUACUUGGGUCAGAAUUGUGAAUGAGUGGCUAGCAACACUUAUUUAUGUUAUAUACGUUUGGAAGAGCAGAAGGCGAGUAGAAUCCACAUGAAUAUGAAGAAAAGAUUCAUCUCGUGUACAGAAAAUACCAAUUCAUUGUACAGCAUUCCAUAAUCGAACAGUUCAAUUCUCACUGACAGUACAGAUCAGUGGAAGAAUGUCAUUAGCAAUUUCAAAGUAUGUUGCCACCCCAUGAUUUCUAAAGAAGAGCAUCUUGAUCAAGCAAAAGCUCGUGAUGCAAAAUUUUCCUCAUUUCUUUACCAAUAUUUGAUUGA